ACUGUUCGCACUGUUGUGCGCUCUGGAGGCUCUUGGACGCGACCACCGCCGCUGCUGAACGUUUUUCGCGGAGGCUGAAUGAAAUUAAGUGCCUGAGUGAAUUGUCUCUGGGUGGAUAGGAGCAGUUUUAGGAGGCGACAGCAGAAAUCCGGGAACGUGAAUAUGCUCAGGAGUCCAGAGUAAAUGGACGGCCUGUCGGCUGCAGGGUGCUGAAGCUCUGCAAACUCGUUCCUGUGUUUCGGCGCGGGCAUCCCAGAGGAGUUUUAUGUGUCAUCAGGGCCGUGAGACACACCCACACACACACUGAUGCUCAGCCUCUCCCUCUCACAAUGGACCUGGCAGACCUCUAAUCUCUAAAAGAUUGAUGAGGCCCUGUACAGGCGCGGGAGGUCUGGCAUAGCGUCGAUAAGGCAGCUUUCAUUUCACCACAUUUUAUCCCUCAUUCCUUCGUUUCUUGUCCUCUUUUCCUCCGUGCUGAGGGACACGGGGGCUGGCUUUGAAGUGUGAGAGAGGAUUAUGACACAUGAAGCCCCCUGGGUGAGAAGGACCGUGUUUUAAAGAGGAACCAUGAAAUGCUCUGGAAAUGACAGCUCUGUUUUCUUCUGUCGCUCCGCGUUGGACAGCCGUGUGGUAGCCGAGCAGGACGCCAGAGUCAGCAUGUCACUGUCAAACUGCUGGAGCUGGAGUAUAGUGAAACUACAGAGGGACACUCAGAGCUGAGAGUAGCCUCACACACCUGCAUACACACAAACACAAUCAGAGCGUUCCACACAGGACAAUGUGCAACAUCUCGUUCUGUGAUGUGGACAGUAAGGUGGACCAGUUCUUCCAGCCCACGCUCUACAUCAUCGUCAUCGUUCUGGGGCUGCCCACUAACUGCAUGGCUCUGUGGGCUGCCUACAUGCAGGUCCGCCAACGCAAUGAGCUCGGCAUCUAUCUGAUCAACCUGUCAGUGGCCGACCUCCUCUACAUCACCACUCUUCCUCUGUGGAUCGACUACUUCCUGCAGCACGAUGACUGGAUCCACGGUCAGGAGAGCUGCAAGCUGUUCGGCUUCAUCUUUUACACCAAUAUCUACGUCAGCAUCGCCUUUCUCUGCUGUAUAUCACUGGACAGGUACCUGGCUGUGGCAUAUCCCCUGCGCUUCGCCAAGGUUCGACGAAUCAAAACAGCCAUCCUGGUCAGCGCCAUGGUGUGGAUCAUUGAGAUCGUAGCCAACUCCGCUCCUCUCUUCCACGACGAGCUCUUCCAGGACCGCUUCAACCACACCUUCUGCUUUGAGAAGUAUCCCAUGCAGGACUGGGUGGCAGGGAUGAACCUCUACAGGACAUUUCUGGGGUUCCUCGCUCCAUGGACAGCCAUGUUCGUUGCCUACCGUGGGAUCCUGGCAGCAGUGCGCUGCAACGUCUCAACGGAGCGUCAGGAAAAGGCUAAAAUUCAGCGUCUGGCGCUGAGUCUGAUCCUGAUCGUGUUGCUCUGCUUUGGGCCAUACCACAUCCUCCUCCUGGUGCGGAGUGUCAUGUUUCUAAGGAAGCCAUGUGACUGCGGCUCAGAGGAGAGCUUGUUUGCAGCGUACCAUGUAUCCCUGGCGCUGACCAGCCUCAACUGCGUUGCAGACCCUAUUCUGUACUGUUUCGUCAAUGAGGGGGCUCGGCACGACGUCGGCCGAGCUCUCUCUGCUUUACUGUCUGCAGCUUGCCACAGGGGCUCCUCUUCCUCACCAUCACAUGCCGACAUACUCAACGCCGGUUCAGUGACUAUGGAAACACCGCUGUCAGCGAAGAAGCAGCCUUGUGUUUAUGCCGAUGGAGGCAAGACAAGCAGUUACAAAACAGAACUAGUGGCUCUAAAGGAGGAGUGUCUACAGAUGACCAUCCUCAGUGUUAGGAAGUGACCUUUACCUGGAGCCCGCUGCAAGAAGUCCAAACUGCUCAGCUCAGUGGGUGGAGGAAGCUUAUAACACUGGCCUGAGAGCCUGAAAACAGAUGCAUUUAUGAGGCUGUAGAUGCAGUAAAGCUUCCAGUAAACGGCAUGUUAGUGAGCCAGAAUGGUAAUGAGACUGAUGAAAUAAACAAGACGUAUCAUCUGUAGCCAUGGUAGCAGCCUAUGUAAUACUUACACACCAGAAAACAAAAUUGUCAGGUGAGCGAAAAAUGAAGAGAGAUUUCUUUGCUAUUGUUAGAUUCUUACCACUAAAUCAGGUGUGAAGUUUGCACCUGAAGACAGGUCAUCAAAAAGGUUAAUCCAUCAUAGCGUGACCCUGUUAGGACAUCUCAGACUGAAGGCUUGUCAGGCUCAGUUGUUCUACUCUCAUAACUUCAAGUUGUGGUUUGUCAGCCUCUGCACAUCUGCAUGCAUGCUAAUGUUAGCAUGCUAACUUGCUAUGUUAUCAUUAAUCCCAAAGUGCAGCUGUGGCUGACAAGGAUUCGAUCGUUAGCUUUAGGGGGGAACCUGGUGAAGUGAAGUGUCGAACCAGAGGAAUUUUUUACUCUCCUGCUGCAGCUGAAUGGAAAGUCAGAGGAUCGUCAGGAUUCAGCCUCAUUGGACCAUGAAUGUCUACCAGAUUCCAUGCCAAUCUAUCCCAUAGAUGGAGCAAAGGGUUGGACCAACAGGUCAACAGACCAGCUGACUUCCCCACAGUCAUGUCACUGGUGAGACUAAUACGGAUCUUAUCAAACACAAUUUGAUGGACUGGAUAUUUGGACAAUUUCCAGCUGUUCUGGGAGUCUUCUACAAUGCCUGGGAGGAAAUCCUUGAAUAUUUAAGUGGAAUUAUUUAAGCAGGCCACACUCUGCAUGGCUGAGUAUUGUUAGUGGUCUGAGAAGAGACACUGUUGCAUUCAACUGGACAAAGGGCCGAUGUGGGAGAUUGGAGUUUGACACCCAAACGCAUCACUUUGGAACACGGAAGAAGAGCAGGUUAAUAAAAAGAUUGUCGGUUGUUGGUCAAAAACAUUUUUAAUGCUUGUUGGAAGUCGUUUUCUUAGUUUUUUGUUUUUUUUUUUUGAAGGUAAUAAUGAAGCUUUAUGAAGUACCUCAGCUCAUAAACUGUGAUAGCUAGAAGGCUUAGAGAAGUGUCUCUUAUGUAAUGUGAGCAAUGUCUUUUUCUUUCAUUUUUAGUGCAGACAGCAAAACAACAUCGCAGAGAAAAAUCCCAAACCAAAGCCUUUUAACUGCAGUUGCGAGCACUGUGGAGCAGAAAACAGUCUCACAGUACAUAGUUUUUUUAAUGUGAGUGCAUGCAGCAGUUGCCAAUAAUAGUUAAAGUAGGGUGACUAGCAUGAUGGUUAUUUUAUUACUUUUUAAAUGAAAACCUUCAUUGCUUAAAAGUUCUUUACUGUGUCGCCAGACAGCGUCUCUCGACCUCCACAGAUCCAACCUACAUGCUGGGCUUCAGUAAAGGCCACACACAGUCGACCUGAUACUGUUUACAUCUCUAUUUCAGACAGAUGCCUUCUAACUUAAACUGUCCGGAACUUCCUCAAUCACGUACAGCGAACUGUUCGUUUUCUUCUCAUCGCAGUGGUCAGAGGGCGCGUGGCAGCAUUGAAAACAGCAAUGUGACACUGAUUGUCGUGAUUUAUUUCAAAAUCAACCAUUAAAAAUGUACAGCAAGCAUGUCUCUCCUUUUGUACGUGAAGCUGAUUGUCAAUGUAAAUAUCGCCGAUGAUUAUAAUCCGCUGCCAAAUUUUCUGAAGUCGUGAUGUCAAGUGAGAGCCGCCUGGAAAAAAUGUUAGUCUAUAUUUAUAUUGACCAUAAUUUGACAUUACACUGGCAUGUGCGAUUGUCCUUUUCCUAGUUGGCAGCUUGUUUUUACUGUAAACCCAACACAAAGUGACCAAACACACUUUCUUUAGCGUUCAAAGCUGUUGUUCAUCUUCUGAAGUGAACUUUGUCGCUCUCAGCUUCAGCCUUUUGCUGAAUCAGCGGUAAUCACAUUUUAACAAACUGUCUGUUUACAUACAGAACGUCCUGGUGUAUAUUCAGAUAUAUAACAACCACAUGCAAACUAUCCUUGUGUGGAGAAUUAUGGCUCAUUUCUUUUCUGACACUGAUUUCGUGAUGAUAGACAGCAAGUGUCCAUGCUGGCCAACAAUUAUGUCAAAGCUGAGAAAUGUUUGUUAGAUGAUCCCAGCAAAACCAUGUUUAUGUUGUUUUGGCAUGAAAUUAUUCCCCUGUUUAGUGCAAUGAUGCUAAGGAAGAUUAUUUGGACACUUUCAGCUUGUUAGUGUUGCCCUAAACACUGCUUUGUGUACCAUUGCUCUGGUUGUGGAUCUGUAUGUCGGUCUGAGAGGAGGUACCAGGCUUCAUAAUGUGUAUUUGUUCAUCAGCGAUGUCAGUGAGAAAUAAAUUAUGCACAUGAAACUUUGCAUCCACACAUGUUUGUUUGGCACCU
Molecule: messenger RNA, 4395 nt
Organism: Chelmon rostratus (copperband butterflyfish)
Lineage: Eukaryota; Metazoa; Chordata; Actinopteri; Chaetodontiformes; Chaetodontidae
Gene: gpr4
Product: G protein-coupled receptor 4
Exons: 4
Coding region: 779-1894 (371 amino acids)
Biological process (GO): G protein-coupled receptor signaling pathway
Cellular component (GO): membrane
Molecular function (GO): G protein-coupled receptor activity
Source: RefSeq, a predicted model, not a curated record